Molecule: messenger RNA, 763 nt
Organism: Umbelopsis ramanniana AG
Lineage: Eukaryota; Fungi; Mucoromycota; Umbelopsidomycetes; Umbelopsidales; Umbelopsidaceae
Exons: 3
Coding region: 29-688 (219 amino acids)
Biological process (GO): nucleolar large rRNA transcription by RNA polymerase I; transcription initiation at RNA polymerase I promoter
Cellular component (GO): nucleus; RNA polymerase I upstream activating factor complex
Molecular function (GO): RNA polymerase I cis-regulatory region sequence-specific DNA binding
Source: RefSeq, a predicted model, not a curated record
UUUCCACCUCUGUCCCAUCGAGCCAACAAUGGUACAAGAAUUGAAACCAGCAAUUCGAGAUAUCCUAAAGGAUUCCGACAUGGCCACUGUCAGUGCCAAGUCUGUAAGAAAGAAGCUGGAAGCCAUCAAUGGCUGUUCAUACAACGACAAAAAGAAAGAAAUCGAUGCUCUCAUCAUCGAGAUCUACGAAGCCAUGCAAGCAGACGAAGAGGAAAGUUCCGACGAUCAGCCGCUAGUUAGUCAAAAGAGCAACAGCACGAAACCAAGGGAUAAGAAUGAAGAGUACGAAGCAUAUGUUAUGAAGCCCAGCCCAGCCAAGCGGAAAGCAGCCUCGUCAAAAUCCAAGACAGACGAUGCAAAACCAGCGAAAAAGAAGAAGACACGAAAUCCUUCAUCGACUGGGCGUGGUGCACCAAAUAAUGGGUUUAUGAAACCUCUCAAGCUGAGUCCAGCGAUCCAGACAUUGACAAGAUGUGAACAGGAUGAGUUACCCCGACCAACGAUUGUGAAGCGAAUUUGGGAGUAUAUAAAGGAAAAGGAUCUGCAAGACCCAAGUGACAGAAGGAGUAUUUUUUGUGACGAUACCAUGAAGGCUGUCUUCAAGAUUGACCGUGUACAUAUGUUUACCAUGAACAAGAUCUUGAAUGAAGAAUUGAAAGCUGUUGCGGACGAUCAGGCGGCGUCAUAGGAUAGGUCGUAGCAUUUUUUUCAUUUAAAUGUCAAAUAGUAAAUAAAUAUCAAUCUCGCUGGUUCAGAAACGUAA